AUGUACCCCCGACCAGGCCCCCUCACGACCUACCCACCCCCGACCAUGUACCACCGACCAGGCCCCCUCACGACCUACCCACCCCCGACCAUGUACCCCCGACCAGGCCCCCUCACGACCUACCCACCCCCGACCAUGUACCCCCGACCAGGCCCCCUCACGACCUACCCACCCCCGACCAUGUACCUCCGACCAGGCCCCCUCACGACCUAUCCACCCCUGACCAUGUACCACCGACCAGGCCCCCUCACGACCUACCCACCCCCGACCAUGUACCCCCGACCAGGCCCCUCACGACCUACCCACCCCGACCAUGUACCCCCGAUCAGGACCACCCCCCCGACCAGGAUAUCCCCUCGACCAGACCACCCCCCGAUCAGGAAACCCCCAAUACGCAUCUCCGGCACCUCCGCGGACGCCCCGGGGGACACCAAGGCGCCCUACGGGGAAUCCUCCAGGCCCGGUGAAAAAAUGGGAAGGCCGAGCACCGACUGCCGUGGUGUGGAAAAGGUAAAGUUGGUGCUCAACGCUCCUGCUGGCGUGACCUCGGUGCUCAUCUCCAUCCCAUCGGCUCUGGAGCCUGUACCCAAAGACCUGUUGGCCUUCAGGAAGGUGUCGCUGCUCCCUCUGCCUCUCGACGAGCAACAUAAUGACUCUCUUCAGUGA
Eriocheir sinensis (Chinese mitten crab) is the source of this 666-nucleotide messenger RNA. RefSeq lists its product as uncharacterized. Lineage: Eukaryota; Metazoa; Arthropoda; Malacostraca; Decapoda; Varunidae. The coding region runs from base 1 to 666 and encodes 221 amino acids. The transcript has 5 exons. The record is from RefSeq and is a predicted model, not a curated record.